AUGCCUACCGACUUCCAACCCCUGCUCAAUAUCUCCGACGAUACUUACCCCCGUACAGCGGGCACGUGGGGUUUCUCAGGCACAAUCACGCAUCAGUAUGCACUUCGCAAGAGAUGGAUACUGCUCCGCUUUGAGCAAGUAACAGAGUUCGCGUGUAGCCUAUGCAAGCAGCAGAAGCAGGCCCAUCUCGUAGCUGUAAAGGGUGUGCUGACCAUCACAGCUGCAGCAGUCGUUGUAUCGGCCGCAGGCUACAGCGGACUUCUCAGUCUCUAUCACUACAUCUUCGUCAGCCAAUAUGUCUUCACGGUGUCGAUGCUCCCGCAGCUCUGGCGACUCUUCACAGCGUUUCUAAUUACGAAACCGAAGUUCGGCAUCCUGCUAGACCCCUACUUUCUAUACCAGUACGGCAGCUCCAUCGAGCGGGAGUCGCCUCGCUUCAAGGAUCCAGGCGACUUCUUCGUGUACACUUUGUUCCUCGGUAGCGUCAUUGUCGCAACAGCAGGUGGCAUCCUAAACCAGUACACCUUCCUCCCGUCGCUGUCCCUCGCCUACGCAUACACGUUCGCCCAAGAUAAUCCUACCCGCUCCGUAUCCUUCUUCGUCAUUACCUUCGAAAGCAAAUACCUGCCCUUUGCUAUGCUCUUCAUGGCCUUCUUCAUGGACGGUCCUGAUGCCGCUCUCGGACAGCUCAUGGGCCUCCUCGCCGCACACUUGUACGACUUCCUGACAAGGAUCUGGCCUACGUUUGGCGGUGGCAAAAACUAUAUUCGCACACCUGAGAUGGUGAAGCGCUGGUUCGGUGCUGCGCCGGGCAGCGUGCAGAACAGAGGAUAUGGGCAUGUUGUGCAGGGACGGGGAGGUGCUGCGCAGCCUAGCGCGGCGAGGGCGACAGGCAAUGCUUGGGGUGGAAUGGGUCCUGGGAGGAGGCUGGGGGAAUAG
Messenger RNA from Alternaria triticimaculans, 939 nucleotides. RefSeq lists its product as uncharacterized. Gene Ontology annotation, cellular component: Hrd1p ubiquitin ligase ERAD-L complex; endoplasmic reticulum membrane. The transcript is spliced from 3 exons. NCBI's taxonomy places the organism in Eukaryota, Fungi, Ascomycota, Dothideomycetes, Pleosporales, Pleosporaceae. Gene Ontology annotation, biological process: endoplasmic reticulum unfolded protein response. The coding region runs from base 1 to 939 and encodes 312 amino acids. The record is from RefSeq and is a predicted model, not a curated record. Gene Ontology annotation, molecular function: misfolded protein binding; ubiquitin-specific protease binding.